AUGGAGGAAAUUGCAGCAAAGUACCAAGCAGGCAAGCUCUACUUGCAACGGCCUCUCCACCAGAUGCUCCCGGCCAGCGUUGUGCUCGAUCUGGUCCCAGGAUUGCGAUCCUUUCGACUGGUCUUGUGCCUUUUUGCAAUUGCAGCCAUCCUUCUGCUCCGGUUAUCGUCCAUCUUGCCCUCACGCAAGAGCCGAGGAGCUCGGCGUUCACGUGAGCAAGCAAAGACCUCUGUUCAGCACAGCGUGGCAGUCUUUCUCGGAUCAGGCGGACACACUGCUGAGCUGCUGCAACUCCUAUCGGCACUUCCGACCGAUCGAUAUCCACAGCGCAUCUACCUUGUCUCUUCUGGCGAUCGAUUCAGUGUGGAUAAAGCCAAGGAUCUGGAGCGUCGCCUCUGCUCAACUUCACCGGACAAGCGGCAAGAUGGGCCAAGCUCAGCGAAAGUGAUACAAAUCCCUCGCGCAAGAAGAGUAGGCCAAAGCUUGCUCACCACGCCCUUGACCCUCGCCAGAAGCGUUGCAUUCUGCGCCGACCAUCUCGCCCUCCGACCACUGCUCAGACCUUUCCCAUCCUCCCAAAAGGGCCGCCCAGCAAAGCCAAUUCUUGCGGAUCUCAUCCUUAUGAAUGGACCAGCGACUUGCGUGCCUAUCGUCGUCGCUGUCUAUCUCUUGAGAAUACUGGGCCUACGCUCGCCCAAGCUCAUCUAUGUCGAAUCCUUCGCUAGAGUCAAGAGCUCCUCACUGACAGCAAAGUUGAUACGACCCUUUGUCGAUCGCUUCCUCUUGCAAUGGCCUCGAGAUCCAUCCGAGGCCCAGCCAGAGAUCAAAACCAAGGCUACAAGUAACACUAUCUUCUCCGGUUGGCUCGUAUGA
Messenger RNA from Ustilago hordei, 873 nucleotides. RefSeq lists its product as uncharacterized. The coding region runs from base 1 to 873 and encodes 290 amino acids. NCBI's taxonomy places the organism in Eukaryota, Fungi, Basidiomycota, Ustilaginomycetes, Ustilaginales, Ustilaginaceae. The record is from RefSeq and is a predicted model, not a curated record. The transcript has 2 exons. Gene Ontology annotation, cellular component: UDP-N-acetylglucosamine transferase complex. Gene Ontology annotation, biological process: dolichol-linked oligosaccharide biosynthetic process.